AUGUCAAGACUUUCUGGUUAUCACGUUAUGAUAGUGUCGAAGUAUUUCAAAACUAUCAGAGACUUAAUUAAAUUGGAGUUUGUAUGCAAGAAAUUUGGUGGUAACAUGGAGAAGUUCCACUUCAACCCGAUUCCAUUAAAUUACAAAACAAUUAGAUAUUUUCCAAACAUUGAAACACUUCAUUUGUGGGAAGAAGAGGAUGAAUAUUUUGGCAAUGAAUUUCCAAACAACACUGAAUUAGGUGAAAGCAUUGAAGACUGUGAUCACCUUGAAUCAUUCAAAAUAUAUGGUGAAUUUGCUUCAUCAAAAACGUUUCAUAAACAUAAAGAUAUCAACAAAAAUAAAAAAUGUUUAAAAAAAGAGUUUUAUCAAAUUAUUGUGUGGUUUACUGUUGAUUUUGAUACCUUUAACACAAACAAAAGUUCAAACAUUGACUUUAAAAAUAUUGCUUACACGAAGAAUGAUAGAAAGAAAUUUGGCAAUGACAUACCACAAAAUGUGAGAUCGAUUAAUAUCAAAUGUUUUUAUAAUUGUAGUGAUCUCAGCAAUGUUACAAUACCAUCUGGUGUAACAUCUAUUGGUAAUGGCUGCUUUAAAAAUUGUAAAAAUCUAAGGGGUAUUACAAUACCAUAUAAUGUGAGAUCACUUGGUGAUAUUUGUUUUUGUUGUUGUGAAAAAUUGAGCGGUAUUACUAUACCAUCAAACGUAACAUCAAUUGGUGAUGGUUGUUUCUUUUGUUGUGGAAAUCUAAGGAGUGUUAUGAUACCUUCAAGUGUGUCAGUAUAUCAGAAUCAAUGUUUCUAUAAUUGUGGUAGACUAAGUCGUGUUAAUAUACCAUUGAGUGUAACAUCAAUUGGUGUUAGUUGUUUUUCUGCUUGUCAAAGUUUGAGCAAUGUUACUAUACCAUCAGGUGUGAUAUUUAUUGGUGACUAUUGUUUUUAUCGUUGUAAACAAUUAAAAAGUAUUAAAAUACCAUCAAGUGUGACAUUAAUUGGUAAUAGUUGUUUCAGUCAUUGUAUUAAUUUGAGAAGCAUUACAAUACCCAAUAGUGUGAAAUCACUUGGAGAUGGUUGUUUCGAAGAAUGUAUUAAUUUGAGCGCUAUUACAAUACCAUCUCGUGUGAAAAAACUUCGUAAUAAAUGUUUCUUUAAUUGUGGUGAUUUAAGCAGUGUAUCAAUACCACCGAGUGUGAAAUCAUUUGGUUUUGAUUGUUUCAUUGGAUGUAGUUGUCUGAGCAGUGUAACAAUACCAUCUAGUGUGAAAUCAAUUGGUGUAGGUUGUUUCCCAUCAAAAACUGUGAUCUGUCGCGAUAAUUAUAACCAUUGUAAUGUCACAAAGUCAGCCUUCCGCCCCACUUUUAUAUGCAAUAACUUUUCUUCGAAUGAGUAUAUCAUUUAA
This is a messenger RNA of Entamoeba invadens IP1, 1398 nucleotides long. RefSeq lists its product as hypothetical. Bases 1 to 1398 code for a protein of 465 amino acids. The transcript has 2 exons. NCBI's taxonomy places the organism in Eukaryota, Evosea, Mastigamoebida, Endamoebidae. The record is from RefSeq and is a predicted model, not a curated record.